Messenger RNA from Musa acuminata AAA Group (dessert banana), 3184 nucleotides. RefSeq names its product probable potassium transporter 9. The transcript is spliced from 10 exons. Gene Ontology annotation, biological process: potassium ion transmembrane transport. Bases 702 to 3011 code for a protein of 769 amino acids. Lineage: Eukaryota; Viridiplantae; Streptophyta; Magnoliopsida; Zingiberales; Musaceae. Gene Ontology annotation, molecular function: potassium ion transmembrane transporter activity. The record is from RefSeq and is a predicted model, not a curated record. Gene Ontology annotation, cellular component: plasma membrane.
GGCUUCUCCCCGGCCUGUUCACAGAUCUCACUCUCGGUAAACCCGUCGGAGAAGCGGCAAUAAUGGCGAGGGAAUGGAUCGCUGAAUCUCCUAAAGCAUUGCUUGGAUGAUUAUCUUGAGCUGAAAUCCUUGCAAUGGGGUUUAGAUUUCGCCGAGCUUUCUUCGUAAAGAUGGGAUUUUGGAAGGCGAUUCGAGGGCCAUAUGGGUGGGCGGCUAUUUAAUGGCUCUAGUUGGUGGCAGGUCUCGCAUUAAUUCGAGGAGAUAGGAAGAUAUCGAAGGCGAGUAGAGGGGAAUGAGGAAGGACCGCCGAGGCGUUUGAUCGGGGACUUGUCAGUUGUUCCAUUAAAGAGUAGUAUAGUGCUAGAAGAUGGUCAAGUCUCGAUCUUUUAGGUUCUGCGUUGGUGUUGCUGUCGUGUGAGGGGAAGGAAGGCAGCGAUAAGGACAAAGAAAGUAGCAACGGGCGAGAGGAGGAGAGGCGACGGCGAGGAUUUGGAAGGUUAGGGUUUGGUCGGUCCUGGUGCGUUAGGCGCGAGUGGUAACGAUCGCUUUCGGCUGUGUCGUGUCGCAAUGCAGCAGCGGUGCUCGACCGGUCUGGCCCACCCCAGUGCUCUCCAAUCCGCUCUUCUCCAUCCACAUGAUCUUCCGGUGAAAGUAGCUCUGAGAUAGCGAUUGUACCUGAAGAAUAAAGUUCCAGUUGAACAAUGGAUCCCGAGAUUGGGAGCAUCCCGAUAUUUCAGAAGAAAGAUUCUUGGAAGACCAUGCUGUUUCUGGCAUAUCAGAGCUUGGGUGUGGUUUAUGGAGACUUGAGUAUAUCUCCUCUAUAUGUCUUCAAGAGUACAUUUGCGGAAGAUAUCACACAUUCAGAAACAAAUGAAGAGAUCUUUGGUGCACUGUCAUUUGUAUUCUGGACUCUUACACUAGUUCCUCUCUUCAAAUAUGUCUUUAUAGUUCUAAGGGCUGAUGACAAUGGCGAGGGAGGUACUUUUGCAUUGUACUCUUUGAUAUGUCGACAUGCAAACGUAAGCCUUCUGCCAAACAGACAGGUUGCAGAUGAAGAUCUCUCUACUUACAAAUAUGAGCACCCUCCGGAAACAACAAACAGGUCAAGGAUCAAAAUUUGGCUUGAGAAGCACAAGAGCCUGCAUGUUGCUCUGUUGAUUGUAGUUAUGCUCGGUACCUGUAUGGUAAUUGGUGAUGGAGUUCUCACUCCAGCCAUAUCAGUUUUUUCUGCAGUUUCAGGGCUUGAGCUGUCCAUGUCCAAGCAUCACCAUGAAUAUGCGGUGGUACCAAUAACAUGCUUCAUUUUAGUAUGUUUGUUUGCACUUCAACACUAUGGUACACAUCGGGUUGGAAUUCUGUUUGCACCAGUUGUUCUGACUUGGCUAUUGUGCAUCAGCGGCCUUGGCAUAUACAAUAUCAUCCGCUGGAACCAACAUGUCUAUCAAGCACUUUCUCCAUAUUAUAUGUUUAAGUUCUUGAAAAAGACAAAAAAGGGUGGCUGGAUGUCAUUGGGUGGGAUAUUACUGUGCAUAACAGGAUCAGAGGCAAUGUUUGCAGACCUCGGUCACUUCUCGUACACUGCAAUUCAGGUUGCUUUCACUUUCGUAGUUUAUCCCUCGCUCAUUUUGGCAUACAUGGGUCAAGCUGCUUACUUGUCGAAGCAUCAUAGAAUCUAUACCAGUUACCAGAUUGGCUUUUAUGCUUCGGUUCCAGAAUGCUUAAGAUGGCCGGUACUUGGAAUAGCAAUACUAGCUUCAGUUGUCGGGAGCCAAGCAAUUAUCAGCGGAACAUUUUCUAUCAUUAAUCAGAGCCAAUCACUCGGGUGUUUUCCAAGAGUCAAGGUAGUUCACACCUCUGAAAAAAUUCAUGGUCAAAUCUAUAUACCAGAGGUCAAUUGGAUGCUGAUGAUCCUCUGUAUCGCUGUUGCCGUUGGAUUCAGAGACAUAAAGCACAUGGGAAAUGCUUCUGGACUAGCAGUAAUCACUGUUAUGCUGGUGACCACAUGCCUCACUUCCCUAGUCAUGAUCCUUUGCUGGCACAAGUCUCCAUUCUUGGCCCUUGUGUUUCUUCUCUUCUUCGGCUCCAUCGAGGUCCUCUACUUUUCUGCUUCCCUGAUCAAGUUCCUUGAGGGUGCCUGGCUCCCUAUCCUACUUGCACUCUUUCUCAUGAUUAUCAUGUUUGUCUGGCAUUAUGCCACAAUCAAGAAAUAUGAGUUCGACUUACACAACAAGGUCUCCUUGGAUUGGCUUCUUGCCCUUGGCGAGAAACUUGGUAUCGUUCGUGUUCCUGGCAUUGCCCUUGUUUACACUGAUCUCAUCACUGGCGUGCCUGCCAAUUUCUCCCACUUUGUCACCAACCUCCCUGCAUUCCAUCGCAUCCUGGUCUUUGUGUGUGUGAAAUCUGUUCCUGUUCCGUUUGUGCCUCCUGCUGAAAGAUAUCUUGUGGGGCGUGUCGGACCACCGAAUCAUCGUUCUUACAGGUGUAUUGUCCGGUAUGGGUACCGUGACGUCCAGGAGGACAUUAAUGCUUUUGAGUCUGAGCUCAUUGCAAGUUUAUCUGACUUUGUAUGGCUCGAAGCAUCACUCGGUGGACAUCAGUCUAGUGAGUCAGUGGAUGGUUAUGAAUAUGGACUUACUGUUGCUGGGAGCAAUUUGCUCACACGCCGCCACCUCGAUUAUAAUACUGAGCUUCCUUCUGAGGAAAAUGCAAUAGAGCUGGCACCCGAGACUACAGUAAAGAAGGUCAGAUUCUUCCUAGAGGAGAACAAUAACUCAGCAUUGUCGGAGGCCGUGAGGGAAGAGCUUGAGGAUCUACUGGCUGCGCGUGAAUUCGGGUGUACCUUUAUACUGGGGCAUUCUCAUGUUCAAGCAAAGCCAGGAUCAUCGAUCAUGAAAAAGCUGGCAAUCGACGUUGCUUACAACUUCUUGAGAAGGAAUUGUCGGGGCCCUGACGUGGCCCUCCGUAUGCCUCCUGCAUCCCUUCUGGAGGUCGGGAUGGUUUAUGUCCUGUAAUCUGGUUCUGUAAACUCAAGUACGUAGGAAUCAUGUCAUGCUUGUUUGCAAGAACCAUGUCAUGCAGCUGUAAGUCAAAUUACUUGUGGCAUUCAGCAGAUAGUGUCAACGGUGCAAGUCUUAUGUUGUAAGAAAAUAAUGUUUGAUAGAGAUCCUCGGACAACUUUUACCUA